Symphalangus syndactylus (siamang) is the source of this 1630-nucleotide messenger RNA. It is a transcript of the gene ADAM2, whose product is annotated as ADAM metallopeptidase domain 2. Lineage: Eukaryota; Metazoa; Chordata; Mammalia; Primates; Hylobatidae. Gene Ontology annotation, cellular component: plasma membrane. Gene Ontology annotation, molecular function: metalloendopeptidase activity. The record is from RefSeq and is a predicted model, not a curated record. Gene Ontology annotation, biological process: male gonad development; proteolysis; binding of sperm to zona pellucida.
GUGUGGUCUGACCCCAGCCCAUGGGGAAGGACACAGACAUAGGGAUGGCGUUGACGAUAUUAAAAACUCCCUGGUCUGCUUUGUUUGGUGUGCACUUGAGAUCUUAAUUGACAUGAGUGGCACCCUUUUGCAAAAGUAAAUUGCCUUGCUGAGGAAACUAAAUUUAUGUUUGAGUGCUGUUUCUUUUGUGGCAUCGGAAAUUCAUUUAUAACAAUUUUGGUGGCCCGUACAGGGAGCCCAUUCUCCUCUGGGGAGGGAUCUCCAGUACUUUCCCGUGUGGAGGCACGCCCCCUCACCUUGUUGUGGUAGCCUCAAGGUGAGGAAUCGAGAUCCACCCAGUUUGAUGAAUAAAUCCAGACUCUCAGCAAUGCAGGAAAGGAACAAACCGGCAGCUUGGGAAAAGGGGGCUCACAUACCACAGCGACCAGGUAAACUCGGUACACCGACCAAGGCAUCACGUCCAGUGGGGGGCUUGUCCUGCAAGGGACAGGGACCGGGAGCCGGCACGUUCCACAGCGCACCGCACGCAACCUCAGCCCACCUGGGCUCUCCCAGCCGCCUGCCUCUUCCAGGCUGCGUGGCUGGGGCGUCAUCUCGUGCUCCCAACUGCCCUGUAACCACCAACUGCCAUUAUUCCGGCUGGGACCCAGGACUUCAAGCCAUGUGGUGCCUCUUGUUUCUGCUCAGCGGGCUCGGAGGGCUGCGGAUGGACAGUAAUUUUGAUAGUUUAUCUGUGCAAAUUACAGUUCCAGAGAAAAUACGGUCAAUAAUAAAGGAAGGAAUUGAAUCGCAGGCAUCCUACAAAAUUGUAAUAGAAGGGAAACCAUAUACUGUGAAUUUAACGCAAAAAAACUUUUUACCCCAUAAUUUUAGAGUUUACAGUUAUAGUGGCACAGGAAUUAUGAAACCACUUGACCAAGAUUUUCAGAAUUUCUGCCACUACCAAGGGUAUAUUGAAGGUUAUCCAAAAUCUGUGGUGAUGGUUAGCACAUGUACUGGACUCAGGGGCUUACUACAGUUUGAAAAUGUUAGUUAUGGAAUAGAACCCCUGGAGUCUUCAGUUGGCUUUGAACAUGUAAUUUACCAAGUAAAACAUAAGAAAGCAGAUGUUUCCUUAUAUAAUGAGAAGGAUAUUGAAUCAAGAGAUCUGUCCUUUAAAUUACAAAGCGUAGAGCCACAGCAAGAUUUUGCAAAGUAUAUAGAAAUGCAUGUUAUAGUUGAAAAACAAUUGUAUAAUCAUAUGGGGUCUGAUACAACUGUUGUCGCUCAAAAAAUUUUCCAGUUGAUUGGAUUGACAAAUGCUAUUUUUGUUUCAUUUAAUAUUACAAUUAUUCUGUCAUCAUUGGAGCUUUGGAUAGAUGAAAAUAAAAUUGCAACCACUGGAGGUGCUAAUGAGUUAUUACACACAUUUUUAAGAUGGAAAAGAUCUUAUCUUGUUUUACGUCCUCAUGAUGUGGCAUUUUUACUUGUUUACAGAGAAAAGUCAAAUUAUGUUGGUGCAACCUUUCAAGGGAAGAUGUGUGAUGCAAAUUAUGCAGGAGGUGUUGUCCUGGUAUGGUAUGGUUAUGUAUAGAAAGUAUGCUACAUAAAUUAGUAUACAGUUACACAUUUUCAUAUUUAAUUUUUAUGU